AUGAGAGUCGCACCUGCGGGUUCGAUCGGGGGUAAGCCUAUCUAUCUGCCGCAUCACGGGGUAAAAAAGGGGACCGGUCCAUGCGCGAAGUUACGCGUGGUUUUCGAUGCCUCGUGCAAAACCAGCACGGAAGUUUCGUUCAACGAGGCUUUGCGAAUACGUCCGAUUAUUCAGCAGGAAUUGAUCGCAAUAUUAAUGCGUUUUCGAUAUUCGUCGCCGAUCGGCGAAUACGAGCUGCUGACGGUCACGUACGGUACGAGUCCGGCGUCAUUCCUGGCCACCAGGUGCCUUCAGCACCUGGCACAAAAGUAUGCGGACGAGUACGCGAUCGGGUCAAGGUGCGUGCUCCGGGAUUUCUACGUCGACGACCUGCUCACCGGCGCUAACACCCUGCCGGAGGUGAGGCGCGUCCGCGGGGAGACGGUUGCGCUACUGAAGCGCGGAAAAUUCGAGCUCGACAGGUGGGCAUCCAACUGCCGAGAAUUGUUGCAGGACGUAGAGGACGCGACGGAUGCGAGCGUGUCUCUGGGCGGGGACUCGAGCUCUAAGAUCCUGGGAAUUACGUGGGAUCCCAUUAUUGAUAGCUUCAAAUUCGACUAUAAGAGCGGCUCGCCUGCCAAUUGCGUAACCAAGCAAACUAUUUUAUCGGAGAUCGCGAGCCUUUUUGAUCCGUUGGGGCUACUGGGGCCAUUGACGGUAGUAGCAAAGUUAAUUCUGCAAGACACAUGGCAGACGCAGGUUGGAUGGGAUGAGUCGCUGCCGCAGGACAUCCAUACGCGUUGGCUGGGAGUAAAACAACAAUUAACAAAUCUUAGUGAGUUGCGCGUGCCGCGUUUCGUGGGCCGCGUGAUCGAUGCCGGGGGCGUGCAGCUGCACGGCUUUUGCGACGCGAGCGAGCGUGCUUAUGGUGCGUGCGUGUACGUAAGAACACACAAUUCCGAGGAAUGCCGAGUACGGUUACUGGUCUCGAAAUCGCGAGUCGCGCCCAUGAGGGCAAUAUCAUUACCGCGCUUAGAGUUGAGCGCGGCACUGCUGUUGGCAAAAUUAAUAGAAAAGGUUCGAGAAUCGGUCGGGCUUACCGCCGCGGGGGUGGUUCUGUGGUCGGACUCCACCAUUACCUUACAAUGGAUUCGUUUUUCGUCUCGCAAAUGGAGCGCGUUCGUCGCGAACCGAGUUGGAGAAAUACAGCGUUUGACCGAGGGCGCGGAUUGGCGACACGUGCCGUCCGCGGACAACCCGGCCGAUAUAUUAUCGCGUGGCGCGGACUUGGCGACUCUGGCCGUAUCUGGUCUGUGGUGGGAAGGACCGGCGUACCUUCGACUUAACGAGGGACAUUGGCCGAUUAAGAACGUCGAGAUAUCAGGAGAGCUGCCCGAGCAGAAAAGAGUGAUCGCUGUCGUGGCGGUCGGAGAUCGACCGAUAGUCUCGGGGUUAUUAGAAAAAUUUUCGAGCCUGGAGAAAAUACUAUGCAUAGUGUCAUAUUGUUUGAGAUUCGGUCGUGCGCGACGGGCUGAGGACAUUGGGUCAUCGAUCUCUCAUCAGGAGAUGAUCGCGGCCAUGCAGGUCGUGGUACGUUGUGUGCAGCGCGGGUCGUUCCCAGGAGAGUAUUGCCGUUUGAGCGAGGGCCAGAGCAUCGGCAGCGGGAGUCGUAUAUUAUCAUUGUCACCAUUUAUGGACGAGUGUGGCGUCAUUUGCGUUGGAGGUAGGAUAAGCAGGGCGGCGUUGCCGCCGGAUACGGUGCACCCCAUGCUGCUGCCGAAAAGUUACGUUCUUACAACAUUAAUUGUUCAAGGAGAGCACGUUAGGAGCUUGCACGCGGGACUGCAGGCCACGACAUGCGCGGUGCGUCAGCGCUAUUGGCCCUUGGCGGCACGUUCAGCGGUUCGCAGGGUGUUGCGCGAAUGCGUAACGUGCUUCAGGUGUGGGCCGGCAGCAUCUCAGGCGGUGAUGGCGGAUUUGCCUGGACCACGGGUAAACGUGUCAAGGCCAUUCACGCAUACGGGCGUAGACUAUGCCGGCCCGAUACUUAUAAAGGAAUCUAAGCGGCGCAACGCCGGGAUGCUGAAGGCUUACAUCGCUGUUCUCGUGUGCUUUGCGAUCAAGGCUGUGCAUUUGGAGAUCGUAAGCGAUCUCACGGCGGACGCCUUCUUGGGGGCGUUUAAAAGAUUCAUGUCGCGAAGAGGCAGGCCGGCGUGCGUGUACUCCGACAAUGGCACGACAUUCGUCGGAGCCAAUAAGCAAAUUAGGGAAAUAUAUGAAAUAGUCAAUAGCCCUGAAGGGCAGGAAAAAGUGCGUCAGUUCGCGCGGCGGAACGAGUUUGUUUGGAAAUUUAUACCGCCCCAUGCCCCACAUUUCGGGGGGCUAUGGGAAGCAGCGGUGAAAUCCGCGAAAAUACAUUUGAAUCGCGUGGUCGGAAACGCGAACCUCACUUUUGAAGAAAUGCAGACGGUCCUGUGUGAGAUAGAAGCCGUACUAAAUUCGCGACCAUUAACAGCGCUAAGCGAGGAUCCAAACGAUCUCAACUGCAUAACUCCGGGUCAUUUUUUGAUUGGUGCAGCGCUUAAUAGCUUCCCAGUUACAGAUUUGACAGCGGAGAAUCCGGGACGACUGUUACGCUGGCAGCGCGUGGAACAGAUGCGCCAGCAUUUUUGGAGACGCUGGAGUACGGAAUAUUUGCACACUCUCAUCGAGCGGAGGAAGUGGAAAGCUAACCAGGGGCAGCAAUUAAAAAUUGGUCAGCUUGUAUUAAUUCAGCAGCCAGGACUAGGACCAUUGCAGUGGUUAUUGGGCCGAGUUGAACGAGUGCAUCCGGGCGCUGAUGGUGUUGUCCGAACGGUCACGUUAAAGACGGCACGAGGACAAGUCACAAGGCCCCUGACAAAACUGGCAAUAUUGCCAAUAAAUGACACGGACAAACCCACGAUCGAUUAA
Molecule: messenger RNA, 2931 nt
Organism: Nylanderia fulva
Lineage: Eukaryota; Metazoa; Arthropoda; Insecta; Hymenoptera; Formicidae
Source: RefSeq, a predicted model, not a curated record